This is a messenger RNA of Coffea arabica (coffee), 1412 nucleotides long. RefSeq names its product protein THYLAKOID FORMATION1, chloroplastic. The record is from RefSeq and is a predicted model, not a curated record. Gene Ontology annotation, biological process: photosystem II assembly; protein import into chloroplast stroma; thylakoid membrane organization. NCBI's taxonomy places the organism in Eukaryota, Viridiplantae, Streptophyta, Magnoliopsida, Gentianales, Rubiaceae. Gene Ontology annotation, cellular component: chloroplast thylakoid.
ACCAUCCAAUCCAAUUCUACCUUUCCCCUCCAAGCUUCGUUAUCCUCCCUUUCUUCUUCCCUCUACAAUGGGACUUCGCCUUUUCCACUGAACCAAAAAAAAAAAAAAAAAAAAAAAGAAAGAGAAAGCCUAUUUUUAUACGAUUUAUACUACUUUGUAGUACAUAAAAAUAUAGUAUAUCUGAACUUUGUUGUAGAAAUACUUUUGGGGGGAAAAAUGGCGGCUGUGAGCUCAGUCUCAACGUUUUCAGGAAUAAAAAAGCAAUCUUUCGAUAGUUUUAAGAAAAUUUCUGCUCGGAAUUUGUCCUCCAAUUUUGAAGCUUUUAAGUUGCGUUUAAGCUUCUUCUAUGGCUUGGAUUCUGUUAAUAUUAGUUACAGCAACAGUGAAAAGUCCCGGUGCUUUGCAGUCCAUUGCAUGUCUACUGCCACGGAUGUGCCAACCGUGUCUGAGACAAAAUUGAAUUUCCUAAAGGCUUAUAAGCGGCCAAUUCCUAGUAUCUACGGCACUGUAUUGCAGGAGUUGCUUGUCCAACAGCACCUAAUGAGGUACAAAAGGACAUAUAAGUAUGAUGCUGUCUUUGCUCUGGGUUUCGUAACUGUGUAUGAUCGAUUAAUGGAAGGCUACCCUAGCGAUGAGGAUCGUGAAGCAAUUUUCCAGGCUUACAUAAAGGCUUUAAAGGAGGAACCUGAAAAAUAUAGAUCCGAUGCACAAAAAUUGGAAGAGUGGGCCCGCACUCAAAAUGCUGGUACAUUAGUUGAUUUUUCAUCCAGGAAAGGAGAAGUUGAAAGCAUUCUAAAGGACAUUGCAGAAAGAGCAGGAAGCAAGGAAGGUUUCAGUUACAGUAGAUUUUUUGCUAUUGGUCUCUUCCGCCUUCUUGAGUUAGCAAAUGCCACAGAACCUGCCAUAUUGGAGAAGCUCUGUGCUGCAUUGAACGUAAACAAGAAAAGUGUGGAUCGGGAUCUUGAUGUUUACCGCAAUUUGCUCUCUAAGCUUGUUCAAGCAAAAGAACUCUUGAAGGAGUAUGUGGACAGGGAGAAAAAGAAAAGAGAAGAGAGGGCUGAAUCUCAGAAGGCAAGUGAAGCUGUUAAAAAAUGUUUGGUAGAAAGCCAAUAUGCAGGCUCGUAAUUUAAGCUUGUUUGUUGAUUUUACUGUCAAUGUUGUUACAGUGAUCGAGGUUAACACUUCAUGCUGUAUUUCUCUGUAACACUUUGUAACCAUGUUUUUCAAGGAUGUAAGUUGCUGUUGGUACUUCUAAGAGGCCUAGAAAUUUAGCAUUCUGGUUCAUGUUACCGUUCUGCUUAUCUCUCUCUGUUGGCUCCCUCAGGUUUCUUGAAUACCUUUUCAUUGCACACUAUUAAACAUUCCAGAAGAUAUUGGACAACCCUGGACACGGUUUCUUGUUGGAAUAUUUA